ACAUCUUUUUGUCUGAGAACUGGCUCCUCUGGCGCUCUACAGUGUGUGCGAUAGCCUCGGAGCUGCGUCCGUAGCACUGUCAAACCACUCCAAACCAACACAGCCGCGACCAAAAGCACUAAUUCAGCACCUUCAGCCAUGGCGCUUCUAAUCUACCGGUAAAUCGGCCGUGUUUGGGACUGCUCGAGGGAAGUUAUUCCGAGCUUGUAUCGGGUUUUUUUUUUUUUUUUUGCUCGCUGUGUGCAUCAGUCUUUAUUAGCGAGCUGCCGCUCUCCUUGCUACCAUCUAUUUCUUUAACUUUUUAAACCACUCGGCUCGGCGGAUGACUGAGCGCCGGCGGAGUAUGGGAUCCUUGGUGUCUUAGGAAGCGACUGAAGCGGGGUUCGAACGUUUUUGCGUGCAAAAACAAUGGCAAAUUCGACGGGGAAAAAUCUAGAUCAGCGAAGGAAAGGACAGGCUUUCCUGGACGAGCUGCGGCAAUUUCACCAAAGCAGAGGAUCGCCUUUCAAGAAGAUUCCUAUCGUGGGUGGGAAAGAGCUGGAUCUGAGCGCUCUCUAUAUCAGAGUCGUCUCUUUAGGUGGAUUCGCUAAGGUUUCUGAUAAAAACCAGUGGGCCGAACUGGGAGAAGAGUUUAACUUCCCGAGGAGUUGCUCCAACGCAGCCUUCGCUUUAAGACAGUACUACCUGCGAUACUUGGAGAAGUAUGAGAAAGUCCACCACUUUGGCGAGGAUGAUGAAGAAGCGCAGCCGGGGAACCCCAAAGCCUCCCUUCCUGUUGGUGCAAUCCCCAGUUCCUACAACUACCAGCAACAUGUUGUAUCAGACUAUCUCCGCCAAAGUUAUGGACUCGCUACAGAUUUCAUUCAGCCGUGCGACUACAACAAACUGGUGCUCUCGCUCCUCUCCGGCUUACCCAACGAGGUGGACUUUGCUGUUAACGUUUGCACAUUGCUCUCUAACGAAAGCAAGCACUCCAUGCAGCUGGACAAGGACCCCAAACUGGUCACGCUACUGCUCGCUCACGCUGGAGUCUUCGACGACUCUCUGGCCAGCUUCUCUGGAGUGUUUGGGACAGACUGGAAGGAGAAAACCUCAAGAGACUUUGCCAGGUUCUGGAAGGAGGUGGUGGAGGACGCUGAGGUCAGGGAGCUGAUCUGGGACAAGAGCAAUUCAGCAAAAGAUGGUACGUCCCGGGAGGAACACUGGCAGAGCCUCUUCCAUCCGCCGCGGAACCCAGGAACCGGUGACAUGGAGGCCCAGCGGGUGCUGCAGAUCGCCGUCAUCCUGCGAAAUCUCUCCUUCGAGGAGGCCAACGUCAAGCUGCUGGCGGCCAACCGAACGUGCCUGCGCUUCCUGUUGCUCUGCGCCCACUGUAACCUCAUCUCACUCAGACAGCUCGGACUCGACACUCUGGGCAACGUAGCCGCUGAGCUCCAGCUGGAUCCUGUUGAUUUUCGGACGACGCACCUGAUCUUUCAAACUAUAACCAAAUGCUUGAUGUCCAGAGACCGGUUCCUCAAAAUGAGAGCUAUGGAGAUCCUGGGGAAUCUCAGCAAAGCGGAUGAUAACGGUGUGUUGAUCUGUGAGUAUGUGGACCAGGAGUCCUACAGGGAGGUCAUAAUGCUCCUCACUCUGCCGGACCUCAUGCUCCUCAUGGCCUCCUUGGAGGUGCUGUACCUGCUGGCCCAACUGGGAGAAAUUCCCUGCAGCAAGAUCGCUUCGGUGGACCACAGCAUAGACUUGUUGGUGCGGUUAGUAUCGGUGGAUCUGCACACGUUCGGACCGGACGCCCUGACAGCGGUGCGGUUGAUCGAGCAUCAAGCUAACGCCGAUCAGGCCGCCGAGGUCCGACCGCAGUUGGUGGAGCAGGUACCUGCGGCAGUACAGGCGGCUUCAGCACCAGUAACGAGGGCCCCGGUUCAGCCCAAUGUGCCGCCACCUGGCAUUGUCGAACUAGAUGGGGAGAAGUUUACGCUACAGUGGCUAAACGCACACUUUGAGACGAGCCCUGAGGGAACAAUUUCCCGAUCAGAAAUGUACUCUGAGUACCUGGCCACCUGCAGCAAAAUGGGAAGAAGUAACAUCUUGAACUCCACCGGCUUCCUCAAAUGCCUCCGGACGGUGUUUCCCAACCACACCAUGAGGCGGCAGGACGAGGCCAAAUCCAGCAACCAGCUUCAGAUUCUCCUUGUAGGAAUAAGGCGACGAGCGAUCCCUCUCCCCGUCCAGCUGUACUACCAGCAGCCCCAGAACCCGACCGCAGCGCCUCCACCUCCAGCAGCGCGGCAUGAAGCACCUGGAGACCCUCAAGCUCCCCCACCAGGGUUACCGCCAGGACAUCCUAAUCUUGGACCACAGUUUGCUCGGCCCCCAGGUGCCUCAAAGAGCUCUCCGCUUUUGGCGGCAGGUGCCCAGGAAACGUCUCGUGUAAACCCCCCAACUGUUCCCCAUCAUCCGGUGCUGCGGCAGCCGUCCCCCCAGUUACCACCAAACCCUCUGGCGGCGCCGCAGCUUCAGGUCCGGACCGCUCCGCCAGUGCAGACGUCUGCGGCCGCCCAGAAUCACAGCCCGCAGAACCCCACGCCUCCUCCCGUGCCUCCGCAGCAGCACUCCCCCAUGCUCCCCACAGGGACUCCUGUUACCCUCUUUCAGCCAGUACCACCAAGCCACAUCCUCACCGCCAGGGUACAAGGUGUGUGCUCCCCAAUCGCCCAGCAACCACCUCUGCCUCAAACCUUCCCCGUCUCUGGAGUGCCCCAGGUCGACGCCCAGGGUUCCGCUGCAGCUUCAGUACCCUCCUCCACCCAGGGGGGAGGGAAUCCGGCUCAGGGCGUCGGCAGCUCCCAAGGUUCUCGUGUAACAUUUCAGAACAUAGCUCCCAAACCAGCACCAAACCAGUCAGGUGGGCCGACGGCCACGACGGCUCCUCCCAACCAGCAGCCGCCUCAGAGCGUGGUAAUAGUCGGCCCAAACCCUCAGCAGAAUGCAGCCUAUACCCCGGCCAUCCACCAGAUCGUUCUCACCAACCCCUCCACCAUUCCCGGUGCCCAGCCUGUCCAGAUAGGACAGCCCGGAGCAGCUUCCAGCCCCUGCUCGCCUGCUGCCUCUCAAUCAAACGCCCAGGUCCACACACUGACCCCCCAACGGCCUCAUCAGCAGCAGCCGCCGCCGCUUCAAAUCAUUUCCCAAACUCCUCCCACUCAGCCUACCUCCACUGAAUCCAGCUUGAUCAAACAGCUACUGCUUCCAAAGCGAGGGCCUUCGACGCCAGGAGGGAAGUUAAUCCUGCCCGCCCCACAGGUCCCCCCUCCUAACAACACGAUAGCCCCCAAUCCGCAGGUCAUCUACCAGAGCCCCUCCCCUCAGCCGGUCAGUGUGCAGCUGGUCCCAGGCCAGCUUCCCGCUGCAGGAGCUCCUCCCCUCCAGACGGUUCAGCUCCUGCCAGGCCCGCUGAUUUCCACCAGUUCACCUGGUGGAGCCGCCAUCAUUCAGGGUCCCACAGGCGCCGGAGUGACGUUCACUGUGGUCCCAAACACCGGCUUCACCACCUCCACCUCUGCUGUGGCUGCUGUGAGCCAGGGCGUCCCCCAGCCUCCAUUUCCUACUGGAACAGUCCCCCAUCACAUCUCAGCACCACUUCCACCACCACUGCCGGCACCCCUCAGAGGAGACAAGAUCAUUUGUCAGAAGGAGGAAGAGGCCAAGGAUGCCACAGGGCUGCACAUUCACGAGAGGAAGAUUGAGGUGAUGGAGAACUCCUCCAUGGCAGAAGGAGACUCUUCAAAUGGCAAAACCAGCAACGGGGACGUUGCUGCAGGUGCCAAGCUACUAAACGGUGGGAAGUGCGUGGAGCCUAAUCUACCUCCAUAUAACUCAGGGAACAGCCAGGGAGUCCUCAACGGCCCACUGACGGAGAAUGCUUCCUCCAAUGGGAAGCAGGCUCUCUCUCCAGGCCCGAACGCUCCGCUGGAGGGAAACCCGGACCCCAAAAAGACCCUGGUCAACGGGGUGUGUGACUUUGAGCGAGGCGAAAGCGGCGGAAACUUUAACAAAAACAUUCCAAAUCACAUUGCUUCCAAACAGUACUUGGGGAACGGGGAGGUGGGCGCCUCUGAAAAGACUGCAGAUCAGAGUCUCCCCAGUCCCCCCCCUUCCCAGCAGGACACUGCCAAAGCCCAGCAGGCGGAGCGCCUGGCCAACGGCCCCCAUGCAGCGGUUCGCCGGCCCUCUGCGGAGUUAACCAAUGGGCCUCUAGGCCCAGGGCACGGCGUGCCAGCUCUACGGCAGCAGCUGCUCCCCAACUCCUCGCUGCCCGCCGUCCCGGCCAACGGAGUGGCCUCAGAGCCCCGGGGCCUGAAGAGGCCCGCCGAGAACGAGGACCGCAGCACAGGAACGGCUCCCUCCGGGAUCCCCAGCAAAGUGGGAGUGCGGAUCAUCACCAUCAGCGACCCCAAUAACGCCGGCAGCAGCUCCACCAUGGUAGCGGUGCCGGCAGGAACGGACCCAAGCACAGUAGCCAAAGUAGCAAUAGAGAACGCCACUCAGCAGAGGAACUGCUCGCCUACACAAGCGGCUGGAUCCACGCCGGCUGUAACCCCGCCCCCAGCUCCCUCAUCGCAGCCCGCAACAGCAGGUAACCACAGCCCGCACCUCCUGGCGCAGCAGACCUCCACCGCACCGUCGGAACCGGGCAGGAAAGCAGGGCAGAACUUCAAAUGCCUGUGGCAGUCCUGCAAACGGUGGUUCGAGACGCCGUCUCAGGUGUUUUACCACGCAGCGACGCAACAUGGAGGCAAAGAGGUGUAUGGAGGCCAGUGUCUGUGGGAGGGGUGCGAGCCUUUUCCCCGUCAGAGACUGUCCUUCAUCACACAUCUGCAGGAUAAACACUGUUCGCGAGAGGCUCUGCUGGCUGGACUCAAACUGGAGGAGCAGCAGGCGCAAAGUCCCAAUCAGACAUCUUCCCAGACGCCGCCAGCAGCAGGCAGCACUCCGGCUCAGCGGGCGCCGAAAGCAAUCGUCAAUCAUCCCAGCGCAGCUCUCAUGGCCCUACGCAGAGGUUCUCGAAACUUGGUCUUCAGGGACUUCACAGAUGAGAAGGAGGGACCAGUGACCAAACACAUACGACUAACUGCUGCCUUAACAUUAAAGAACAUCGCCAAGCACUCCGACUGUGGUCGCAUGUUGGUAAAAAGGCAUGAGACGCACCUCUCAGUGCUGGCGUUAAGUAACAUGGAGGUCUCCACCACGCUCGCCAAAUGCCUUUACGAACUCAAGCGCUCGCUUCAGGCUUAACGCCAGAGGGACGACCCCUACCAUCCUCUGGUCCCGCUCCUGAGGAGAGAGGAGCGAGGGGCCGGUGAGCAGUAGCUGGUCCAUGUGUUGAGGGACGGGGGGAGCAGAGGAGGGGGAACCAGGACAAAGUUCUGCAGCUUCCACCUCCACCCCUAAACGUCCGUUCAAUCCCUCACCUUCUUCCUCGGCGACCUGUGUAAAACCCGCUCUCUACCAUCACACACAGAAAGAGGGGGGGAGGAAAAAAAAAACUGCCUUUGGGGAUCUUCCACCAGCUGCCCACCAGGGGGAGCUCUUUUUGAGACUGCUUCCCUGAGGGACUCCACUGACAAAACCCCAAACAUGAGCACAUUUAGUUUGAGUAAGUUUUUCCCCCCCUGUUUUUUUUUUUUUUUUUUUUUUUUUUUUUAGUCCAUCCCAUAAAACAAUAGUGUGUUGGAGCUUUGGGUGAAGGGCAGGAACAGGGCGGGGCCUGGAAGGGGCGGGGCUACAAAAGGUUCUCACAGGGUUGGGUGGAAGGAGGACUCAGCGACUGGAGCAGAGAAAUUUUUCUUUAGAAACUCGGUAGCUUGGUUUUCUUACUUGAGUCAAUAUAUUUUCACUUAUUUAUUAUCAAAAUGAAUACCAUUACAAUGAAUAAAAAAAAGAAUCUUGUAAAUAUGUUGUGAAUAUAUAUAAAGAAGAUCCUUUGAUGCCGAUGCAGCCACUGGAGAACAUGCUCUGUGGGGUAAUAGAAGCAUUACUUUGACAGGAUUUAAUAAAGUAGUAUGUUUGUUUUUUGUUAUCUUGCUUUUUUUUUUUAUGAUCCUUGGUCACUUGUAUCUAAUGUGAUUCUAUACUCAGCAGUGGAUGAAUGUACUUAAAAACUUGUAAAUAAUUCUGCAAAGGUACUGAUGCUGUAAAGCUAAGGGAUGGGGGAAAAAACAGUUUUUUGUGGAACUGUGACAUUUUUUGUAUUAUAAUACCUUGUAGAACUCAUUUUGCUGGCUGAAAGAGUAUGGAAUAAUAUAUCUCAUGUCAUUUUGUAGAAGAAAAAAAAAAUAUUGAAGGUAUUCCCCUCUCCCUAUGCCCUCACACACCCCCCUUCUCCCCAAAAACACGUGCACACACACGAGGAGCAUAUAAUCCACUGUAAACGUUUUUUUUUUUUUUUUUCUUUUUGUCAUCGUACGGGCAUGGGGCGCGUACCAAAAAAAUUUUUUUUGUAUUUGUAAAUUGGUUUAAAUACAUGGAGUUUUUAUACAGGUUUUCUCCUGUGUUCUUUGCUUUACGUGCAGGUAUGAUAUUUUCUUCACUACUUUUUUCUAUCUUAAUAUAGUGUGGAGUUUUAUUGUACUAUUUUUUCAUUCUUACUACCAUGCCACAUUCCGGCUCACGUCCUCAGACUGUCCUCUCUCUACCGUGUGUUGUGUAACAUUUUUGACUGCCUGUCGUAUUAGCAUCUGACCGGGGCGACCCCAACCAUCUUCAUUUCUGCGGUGUCAGUAGGAUGUGUGACUAUACAUAGACCUAACAGUCUGUUAGAGAUUGGCUUUAUUUACUUUGGUGACUGUUUAUAGUUUUUAAAUAAAACACUGAACAUUUUGCCUGGG
Messenger RNA from Cyprinodon tularosa, 6884 nucleotides. RefSeq names its product AT rich interactive domain 2 (ARID, RFX-like) (gene arid2). Gene Ontology annotation, cellular component: SWI/SNF superfamily-type complex. Lineage: Eukaryota; Metazoa; Chordata; Actinopteri; Cyprinodontiformes; Cyprinodontidae. The record is from RefSeq and is a predicted model, not a curated record. Gene Ontology annotation, biological process: regulation of DNA-templated transcription. Gene Ontology annotation, molecular function: DNA binding. The coding region runs from base 409 to 5292 and encodes 1627 amino acids. The transcript is spliced from 21 exons.